This is a messenger RNA of Candidula unifasciata, 395 nucleotides long. NCBI's taxonomy places the organism in Eukaryota, Metazoa, Mollusca, Gastropoda, Stylommatophora, Geomitridae. The record is from the annotation of a GenBank genome assembly.
AGCGUAACAGCCAAGAAGCACAGUCUGGCGUUGAUCUAAGUUCUGCUACCUACUCAGACACGGAAAUGGCACUGCCUUCAGAUCGAGAAACUGGGCUACAAGACUAUCCUUUGUCGUCGGUCAUCGACACUGAUGUACUGGGCAACAACGUGGACACAGACGAAAGCUUAUGUCCAAGUGGUUGGUCUCACUAUAGAAACUUGUGUGUCUUCAAGCCGAUGACGAUUGUAGCCAUGUGCAGUUUCUUCAACUCGGUAGAGUUUCACGGACUGUGUAUUAAACAUGCCGGUAUCAAAGCUGUCUAUAACAGAGAUCUGGAGGUUGCACACCAUAAAGAAAAACGCAUAUGCUGCUGUGCUAACUUUAAAGCAAGAGGCAACAGGUAUGGCUGCUGA